This is a messenger RNA of Xyrauchen texanus (razorback sucker), 5830 nucleotides long. RefSeq names its product LIM domain kinase 2-like. Gene Ontology annotation, biological process: actin cytoskeleton organization; protein phosphorylation. The transcript has 16 exons. Gene Ontology annotation, cellular component: cytoplasm; nucleus. Gene Ontology annotation, molecular function: protein binding; ATP binding; protein serine/threonine kinase activity. The record is from RefSeq and is a predicted model, not a curated record. Lineage: Eukaryota; Metazoa; Chordata; Actinopteri; Cypriniformes; Catostomidae. Bases 215 to 2170 code for a protein of 651 amino acids.
CACUACGACGUCGUCUGCUCGGACGAGGGAGCAACACAUUUUAUUUUUCGUUUGAUGGGACUUGUUUAUCCUCAACAUUCCUCUCAUUCAACUGGAUGGCUCUUAGACAUGGAUCAGAAAUGGAGCGUCGCUGAAGCGCAGUGUGUGAAUGGUACACAUUUCUGGACCAGCAUGUGAGCUUGAACAAAUAUAAUCGAAUCAUAUCAGGGAGGACAUGGACGAACAAGAAGAUGUGACGGAGCGUGCGUGCACGGGCUGUGGCGGGACGAUUCAGGACGCUUUCCAUGUGAAGGUUCUUCAAGACGCCUGGCACAACUCAUGUUUUCAGUGUUCUGUGUGCUUUGAUCUCCUGACAAACUGGUACUUUGAGAAGGAGGGGAGACUGUUCUGUCACAAACACUACUGCGAGAAGUUCGGGGAGUUGUGCCAUGGUUGCUCGCUGCUUAUGACGGGACCUGCUAUGGUGGCAGGAGACUAUAAAUACCACCCCGAAUGCUUUGUGUGUUUGAGCUGCAGGGUGGCGAUCGAGGAACGGGAUACCUAUGCCUUAGUGGAACGUGUUAAACUCUACUGUGGUAAAUGCUACAAGCAGGAGGUCUUGACACCGAUGUUGGAGAAGCGUGGUUUGGCUGACUCUCCAACAGACCUGCUCCCUCACACAGUGACUUUGGUGUCCAUGCCGGCCGCCACCAAUGGUAAACGGGGCUUUUCUGUCAGCGUCAUUAGAGACUGCACCAGUGCCACAGCCAGCGUACAGGUCAAAGAAGUCAGAGGGAUGCAUAUUAGUCCAGAGGUUCGGAAUGCCAUCCACGUUGGGGACCGGAUCCUGGAGAUCAAUGGAUUGCCUGUGACAACUCUGAUGGAGGAGGAGGUGGAGGAUCUCAUCCACCAGACCAGUCACACGUUGCAGCUGUUGAUCGAAUAUGAUCCAGUCAGACAGCGUCUGGAACGACUCCGCCUGAGCUCAUCCCGUAACCAGCUGGGUGUGCCUGCAGUAUCCCGUAUGCGUCUGUCCUCCCCAGCAGAUGCUGAGAUUGAGCGGAGUGACUCUGUGGGCAAUGGGACAUUAAAGAGGAGGUCCCUCAGACGUAGCAACAGCACCUGCAAGUCUCCAGUCUCUGCAUCUCCUAAAGACCCCCCGAUCUUGACCCGGGAUAUCGGGCGCUCUGAAUCCCUCCGCUCCACCUCCAGCUGCUCUCAUCGUAUCUUCCGUCCCUGUGACCUCAUUCACGGAGAAAUCCUUGGAAAGGGGUUCUUUGGACAGGCCAUCAAGGUGACUCAUAAAGCCACAGGUGAGGUGAUGGUCAUGAAGGAGCUGAUCCGCUGUGAUGAAGAGACACAGAAAACGUUCCUAAAGGAGGUUAAAGUGAUGAGAAGUCUUGAUCACCCACAUGUUUUGAAGUUCAUCGGUGUUCUGUACAAAGAUAAGCGACUCAAUCUGAUAACGGAGUUCAUUGAGGGAGGCACUCUGAAGGAUUUUAUCAGAGACACGGAUCCAUUCCCAUGGGAACAGAGAGUUAGUUUUGCAAAGAGCGUUGCAACUGGAAUGGCAUAUCUGCAUUCAAUGAGCAUCAUACACAGAGAUCUCAACUCACACAACUGUCUGGUCAAAUUGGACAACACCGUUGUGGUGGCAGAUUUUGGUCUCUCUCGUCUUAUCAUGGAGGAAAAGGUCAAGCAGCCGCCUCCUGAUAAGACAACCAAUAAGAAAAGACUUUUCAGACGCACUGACCGCAAGAAACGUUACACGGUGGUAGGGAACCCUUACUGGAUGGCCCCAGAGAUGCUAAAUGGCAAACGCUACGAUGAGAAGGUAGACAUAUUCUCCUUUGGCAUUGUGCUUUGUGAGAUUAUAGGACAGGUAAAUGCAGAUCCUGAGUGUCUUCCAAGAACGCUGGACUUUGGGCUCAACGUGCCAAAGUUCAUAGAUAAAUUCCUUCCUGAGGACUGUCCUCCUGCUUUUUUCCCAUUGGCUAUUGCCUGUUGUGACCUCACCCCUGACAACCGGCCAGCUUUUCAGAAGUUGGAGGACUGUUUCGAGGCAUUAACUCUGAAUCAGGAGUUGGGUAUCCCUCUACCGUCUGAACUGGAUGAACUUCAGCAGAAGUUUUUAAGGACUUAUGGAGCGAGUGGCAUUGCCUCUGAGAACCAGGAUAACAACAGGACCUAAUCCAAUGUCAACAUCUGCCAACAUGGGCUGGAACUUUUUAUUUUUAUUUUUUAUGAGUUUACAGAAUUGAGCCAGAACAUAUAUUUUGUGUAAAGGGAACAUGGACGCCGGUAUGCUUUCUAAAGAUCGUCAUGGCAUGCAGACAUUUUGAGGGCAUUCUUGAACUGCAAAGUGUUCUUCGCAGAGUGCUGUUAAGGGAACUGGUACAUUUCAUUUACCUUGAACUUCUUUCCGAGGCCAAGUGACAUUUUCUUUCCUUCUGUUUUUCAUAACAGACUAAAUGGAAUGGUUUGGUGUUGAUUUAACCAUUUAACUCAAAACCUGUUUGAGUGCCUACCACUGGAUGACAAACUUCCCUGAUGGAUGUUUUUCCAGUAAUCAGACGCAACUGCCAGAUUCAUUUCCACAGUGAUUUAAUGCAAUGCUUACUGACUGAGUUGUGUUUUGAUGAAAUGGUUAAUACUGUAAAUUCCUAGUGUAGUAACGCAUUGCAUUGAUCAUUAAGUAUUUUGAAGAUCACAAGGAUUUUAAAAGCAUUCAUGGCUGAAUCUCACUAAACCUUUCAUAAACGUGUCGGCUCUUAGUUCACCUCAAAAUCAAAAGAUAGAAAUGAUAUUUUCCUUGAAAUGAAGUACAAAAAAGAAAAUGAAGCCAACUUUAGGAUCAUUAAGAUUUUUUUGCAUUGUAAUUAGUCCCAUGGCAACUUAACAACGAGAAUCUAAUAUUUUCAUUUGAAACCUGUUUUCAGUUUCCUAACAUCAUAAUUUUUUCAUGAAAGUCUCCUUUGCAGUGGAGGAAAAUGCUGUUCCAGCAUGAAUGAAAGACAUAAACAUAGCAAAAUCGAUGCGUUUUUACCCGGAAAUGUAUUUGUGUGGAAUAGCCAUUGAGAAUAAUGGGAAUUUUAAAAUAAAACCUCAAAAGUAACAUUUCCGGAUGCAUUAAGUAAUGAGAAUUUGCAGGAAAUUUUUCUUAAUUGUCAUAAAAAUGUCACAUUGAAAAAGACAUCUGUUAUGAUUCUAAAAUUAGCUUAAUUUCUUUGAGAGCUGGAUUUUUUUUUUUUUGUGAGAUUUACCCAUUUAUGUCAAACUAAUAUGGGUGGUUGUUAAGUAUUUAGCAAUUAUUGAAACUAUCUUGAACUCUAGGAAGGUAAAUCAAGCAUUUAACUAAACUGCCCCCUGCAGGUAGUUGUGUUUAAGUGCAUUUAGUCCCUUUCCAGUAAAAUAAUAUGAUUGUUUCUGUAACACUAGCACUUGAGGUCAUGACCUAUGUAACUCCACAACCCAAAGACAGAGUGUGAAAAAACUGUUAUGAAGGACAAUAACUAGUUUGAGUUCUGAUUUGGUUUUCCAUAUGUGGUUUCCUGGGAAUCCUUUUCUAUAUUGUAGCUACUUGGUACAUCAGCUAUUUAAAGAAAAACUGGAGUAGUUCAUUCCACAGUCAUGGACACACCUUAUAAUCCAAGGCACAAGUUUUUUUUUUUUUUUUCUUCUAUGUAUCUAAACCUGCGCUGAAGUUCUUCUCUGAGUGAAAUUAGUGAGAUUGUAAUGCUGGAUCUUGACUGGCCAUUUCAGGGUUUCUGAAUAAUUUUUGAAAAGGUCUGUAAUCUAGUUCCAAUCUGCGACUGCAGAUGUUUAAUGACGUUUUGUGAGGAUGUUUGAAAAUAUCAUUCUAACUUUGAUAACAAAUGUUUAAAUUAAACUGGAUAUAUUUUUCAUUAUGUAUAGAUUUGAAGAUAUCAACAGAUGUUUGGAUAAUAUUUGUAGAUCACAAAUGUUUGUAGAAUGUUUAAAGCAUUUUUCUAGACUUAUCUAAGGUACUGACAUGUACAACAUUAUAACCACUACAUCACUCAAUUUCUUACACUGUUUCAUGAAUAAAAAUGAGCAAAUAAGUAUUUUAUUUAUCCUUUUGUAAAUAAUAAUCCACUUUUUUUUUUCGUGUUUAAUCAGCCACAGCGAGGCGCUGUUGUUUUAAGAACUAUCGAGUAUGUAUACUCUGCAUGCACGUAAAACUUGCAUUACCGAAUACGUUUGCCAUGUGCAGUUUACAAGGGAAUACACUUUCCAUUUCCAGUGUUACGAAUUAACCUGAUGCUACCUAAUCUUUUUGUUGACUCAUUAUUUAAUUGCACAGCCAAGAGUUGCGUUUUUUUUUUAUUAUUGGGUUAAAAGUAAACUUUUAAUUCCAAAAUGAUAACUGGACGUCACUUGUAGGUUUAAUCACGCACUUAAUGAGGUCACGUGACAUCCAUAUAGCAUACUGUCACAUACUAUUUAAAAAGUAUUUAUUAUAGACUGUGCAGUAUUCUAGUAUUCAAUUCCAAACAUGUUCUGAACAUUUUAUGCCCAUAGGGUUAAGUAGCUACUAUAUGAUUAUGUACAUGUACUCGUAGUGUAAAAUACUAGGGGGGAAAAAAGGAAGACAAUAUACUUCAAACUCAUUUUAUUUAACAGCAGUAAACAACAACUGCCAAACAUAAUGCAAUCAAGAUCUUUUGAAACUAUAAGUUGUACAGUCCAGUGUAUCACAGGAAAAAUUGCAUACAUCAGGGACUAAACUAAAUCAAAAUAUUGAAAUCUGCAAAAUGAAACUUUUUUUUUUAUCAGGUUGAAAAAUAUAAAUCGUAUUUUUUUACUCUAAAUUUAGUUCAGUUAUUUAAUACCUUGUCUUACACUCUCUCCUGCAGUCCUUGAGAAACUUGAUGCACCAAUUGCUUUAAUGGAAUAAAACAUCUUUGAUUUUUGACAACGAAGCAGUGAAGGUUAGAUUUGCUGUCUCUUCUAUGACGCUGUACAAAGCUCCUAUAGAGCACAUCUGAUAUGAAUAAGGUGUUAAAAGUUUAUUUCUCUGCUGAACAGUUGGAUCAUUUUAUUAUGUUUCAAAGUACACUGUUCUUAACCAUAUAGAAGGGUCUACAUAGACAGAGUGUGGUUACAUGUACGUUAUUAUACAGAUUAUGCUUAAGACGACAAGGUGUGUGGUUAUGUAAACUAAUUAAACUGCUUCCCUUUAUCGGUUUAAGGUCAUAAGAAUAAACCAAUUGACAUGGGUAGAUUUUUGCCCAUUACCCAGAUUUCACGUUGCAUGUAAACACCUUUACCUGCGUUCUUACCGUCUUAUGAACCUAUUAAUUGUUGUGCGCAUAUCUAUUCAUGGAUUAACGUCAAAAGCAGAGAAUAAAUCAAUUAUUUCAAAUCUCAUGUAAUUGUGUUUUUCUUGCUUUGCCAGAUUUAUUUAAUAAGCUGAUAUUUGUGAGUUACCAGCACAUUGGUGUGCAUGUAAACUGCCUCAAUGACCACGUUUACACACAUUCUGCAUAAAGCGAUCGGCAAGGGAAGAUUUUUGCCCAUUACCCUGAUUUCGCUCCAUAUGUAAACAACUUAUCCAAUGCACGCAAUUGUUGUGCACAUGUCCGUUAACGUUUUGACAUCAAGAGCAGAAUAAACCGAUGAUUUUAAAAGUUAUGUAAAUGCAGUUUCCUUGCAUAAUUAUGGAUUAAACAGAUUUUUGGUUGUUAGAAGCUUAUUGUUGUGCAUAUAAACAUGCUCAUCCCCAGUCAGACCCUUUCUGGUUGGUCGGCUGAGGCCUCCUCAUUUCCUUUCUUAGAAACAGCAGCACUCAUUCAGUUUUCAACACUCACUUCUCAUGAACCAAAAGCAA